Molecule: messenger RNA, 1204 nt
Organism: Panicum hallii
Lineage: Eukaryota; Viridiplantae; Streptophyta; Magnoliopsida; Poales; Poaceae
Exons: 5
Coding region: 316-882 (188 amino acids)
Source: RefSeq, a predicted model, not a curated record
UUAUGGGCCUGAAGAUAUUUGACUUUCUUCAAUAUCUUUGACAUGUUUUCUCCGUAAUGAAAUUUGGAACGUGAACUAGCACAGAAAAGGCUUAAAUUAAAAAAAGAGUAGCAGUUUACAAGAAAAGGAACUAAAAAAGACUAAAAAAUACCACCUCUAGGUUCCCGACUUCUUCCAUUGACUUCCCGACCUCUUCUUCCUCCUCCGAUAGGCGCCAAGUAAUCGCGGGCAAGCAAGCGUCCAGACUCCAGAGCCUACCGCCAGUGUUCUGCCUAGCUGGUGUCGAUCGAGAUCGACCUGCAGCUUGAAAUAGCCAUGCCGCCGAAGAAGCGGGAGCUGGAGGAGGGCGGCUCCAGCGGCGGCACGCCGUCGUCGCAGGCGCCGGCGCUGAAGAAGCGCUGCCGGUCCUUCGACCUGGAGAUCAGGGGGUGCAGGCACCUGCAGGAGCUCGCCGCCGCUGUCAAGGACCCCCUUGGAGGUUAUAACUUUUCUUUAGGGACAACUGGGCCAAGUGACAUGUGUCAAUAUGUCUCGCCCGAAGAUGCAUGUCUCCGGCAUCAAGCUGACACUAACAACUGCGCAGCAGGUUUAAAUGAUGCAGGAAUUGAGAUGCCCUUCUGGCCAGGCAAUGGCCCCUUAGAUGAAUCAACUUCAGCUCACAUCAAUAUGACAUUUAACGCCACGGCAACUUACAAUCACUGGUGCUCCAGGGUCAGAUCAGGCGAGCAUGGAGAGGCAGGUGCAAGCGCCCUCGCACCCCAGCAAUACUGCCUCGCAGGCAUCGGCCUCUGCUCAUGGCAGCCUUCCACCAAGCCAAGAAAACAUGCCCUCGUAUGGGUCUUUCUAAUUGAAGAUGGACACGGUGCAGCUUACCAAUCCUGAACAUUGCUAGGUCUAGGAAGCUCGUCUGCGUUCCAGGACGAAGUAAGCAGCAGCAAAAGCAACAGUGAAGCUUAGCUCAGAAUGUGAUUCGGUUUGUGUGCCCUUCUCUCUUGUUGUGGGUGAUGUAGAUUUGCAGGGUGUGAUGCAGCUUAAGGUUAAGUGCUGCUAUGAAGUUGAUCCGAAUACUUAGUGCCUGUAAAUAUUCUGGUAACAUGAUAGCGUCUGUAUGUCAGUGGGUGUGUAACUGUGAUGUACAUUUUAGGUGGAAACUCCAGAAAAACUGAUUGCUUCUGUUUUUUUAUCUGUAUGGCUCCUCUUUUAG